This is a messenger RNA of Oncorhynchus tshawytscha (Chinook salmon), 4529 nucleotides long. RefSeq lists its product as uncharacterized. The transcript has 5 exons. The record is from RefSeq and is a predicted model, not a curated record. The coding region runs from base 263 to 3202 and encodes 979 amino acids. NCBI's taxonomy places the organism in Eukaryota, Metazoa, Chordata, Actinopteri, Salmoniformes, Salmonidae.
AAGUUGAAUAGAAUAACUUUAUUUAAUCAAAUAAGCUGUGUCAUUUGGAUUAGGUAAUAAAUACAUACGCCAAACAGCACAAUGUAGACAGAUGGUGGAUUUAAGUGAAUGUUAGAUCUUGUUCGAUUUUAGAACAAUCUUUCCGGGCGGUUCUUUUACAUUACAGUUCACCAUAUUUGAGGCUCAUGCUAAGUGCAAGAACAUCCUGUCAUGGGUGAAGAAGGCCUCUUCAACUGAGGUGGUCCCUGCCCUUGAUCUCAGCAUGGAUAGGGAUUUGCCCUGGACACCAUCAUCAUCAUCAUCAACUUCCUCCUCCUGGUCUUCAGUCGUAAUCAAUGUAGCAGAUCUGGGAGCGGCCUCCACAUGCCGCAGCAUCAGAUUCAGCCUUGGGCCAAGUCAUGGGCCAAGCGAGGUCGCCAACCCUAGAACUGGUGCCAGCACACGGAACCCAACUCCCUUCCCCUCCCCCAUUUUCUCAGAUGAGUCUUUGGGAAAUGAGGAAGAGGAUGACAACCUAAGAAAAUAUUGCUCCGCAUCUGAGGACAGAGAUAGAGAGGAUUGGGACAGACCCCGCUCAGACCCCCUGAGGUCUGUGUUUGGACUGUCUCACAGCUUUAUCUUCAGUCAGGUUCACAGAGACGCCCACAGGUCCCUGAGUGAGGUCAUACUGCCGUCCAUCCAGAGGAGACCGAAGAAGAUGAGGCCUAUUAUUCUGUCUGCGGACACCAGGCUGAUCAUGGCCAUUGUGGAGAUCAUCAUCAAGCAGAUAAAUGCAAGACUAGCCCAGAUUGUGCUGAAAGGAUGUGCCAGUCAGGGAGCCGAAGCUCCUUCGACCAGCAUCAGCUCACCGAGCAGUCAAUUUGCUGAGCAGAUGCUGAGGAUAAUCACAACCACAAUGAAUGGCCAUAUCAUGGGACAGAUGGCGCUCACUCGGCUGUCUGGAAAGUCCCCUCUGGAGAUCGAGAGCAGGCUUGAGACAGAGCUAGGGCCACUGGCAGGUCAGGUCAUUGUUGCAACCAUCAGCAGCAUCCAGAGGGCGAAGAGCAAUGCUCAGACAGGACAUGAGGUUCGGGUGUCCUCACCUUGCACCUACUUCCUGUCAGCUGUGUCGGCUGAGGUGCAGAGUCUGGUGGUCCAGAGAUCAGGGACCAGGAUGUCAGCCAGACAGUCAGGCAGCAACCACCUGCUGAACCUGUCUCAGGCAAAGAUCACCAGGGCCGUCGAGUUGAAAAUGGCUGAAAUGUACGGCGGAUCCCUGUGGGAUUGGUCCCUGACAGAACAGAAUAUCCAGCCAGGUCAUGACAGAAUCACUGCCAUGUCCAGUGAUUUGGUGGAUUUGGUGCUCGAUGAUACCCUGGAUGCCCUUGGAUAUCUAGAGAACCAGGCAUUAUCCGGGCCCCAGAGCGUUGGCUACCGGAACGGGAUUGAAGGCCUCGACAUUGAUGGUGUGGCAAGGGACAUGGUCCGGAAAGCUGCAGUCAAACUCAAGACAUCCAUGUCUGAUCUUGAGCUGGAGGUGGGAUCCAGAUCCUCACAGGGCAGCAGUGGUCCCUCGAACCACUCACCUCUGUCUCGCUCCCACUCCGACCCGAGGAUGCUCUGUGUCUGGUCAGCAGCGGGAGUCAGAACUGUCCUGCAAGUGUUAAAAACAGAGCUUGACAGCAACUCAGAUGAGUCCUUUGAUCCGCUCCAGAUGGCUAGAAACCUUCUAGCACGUCUAGCGUCGGGUGUCAAGAGCAUCGACAAUCUGGAAAUUGGUGACAUGCUCCAGGGCACCUCAGCAAUCAUGGAGCCGGAGGCUGUGAGAGAACACCCAGAAAUAUCUUCCACUGCCAUCUACCACUCCCUGCUCAUUGAUUGUCCUUUCCCACCAUCAGAGAGGGUUCAGGAAACAAUUAUCCUAAGCCAUCCACUCACUGCACAGGACGUGACCACACAGAGGAAAAAGCAGCAUUCUGCUGACCUUCAGACCGACAGCCUAAUGGCAGAAUACCCUGCCAAGGCACAACGGGUAGUGACUCAGGUCAUAAGAGAUUCUCCUUUAACCGUGAACAUCCUGUCAGCCCACGUCUCCUCAAAGACCAUUGCUGAGGCCUCAACUCACGUUCUUGAGUCCCUUCUAGUGGACUUAAACGAGGCAGUUGAGGUGAGUAGGGCAGAGCGGAGCAAGUUCUGGGAACAGGUCCAGUUAUCCUCCCAGAAACUUUACAGCACAGCUGUGGACAAGCUGAAGAGUUUGUACACUGGUUGCCUCCUCAACAACGAGCAAGACCACCAGGAUACCCAUGUAACCGCUGACAAAAUCCAGGACAUGGAAGUGUCUACCAACAAUGACCUCAAAGACCCAACAGUUGCAGUCAGCCAAGAGUUAGUCCGACACAGCGCAAAGAAGAUCCUCACAAAGGUUCUGAAUGUGAUCAAAGCCGGAGUAGCUGGCUCAGAGCACUCAUCUGUGGGCGAGCAGAUGACCGAAGAGUGCCAAGUUGCCACAGAGAUGUUGGACUCCAUUCUGAACAGACUAGAAGAUGAUGAGCCUGAUGUGGGUGAAGAGGAUCAUCUUCAUGUGAUGUCUGUCCGUGACAUCUACGAGGAUGUCUCAUCUAAAACCUCUCAGGUUUGUAUGGUGAUGAGUAGCCAGGCGAUGGACGCGUUGACCGAUGAUGUGUCUGCCGCGACCUAUGUGCAUGAUAUUGUGUACAGGUCAGAGAGUUGUCUCUCUCAGGCCACAAGUACCCACAGGUCAGGCACUAGCCAGGCCUCCAGUGACCUUGUUGUUGAGUACAUGUCUGAGCUCCAUGCCAACUGCCUUGACACCGCAUUGCCUGUGAGGUGCACUUCUACAGCUGUUGGCGAUACAGAGACUUGUCAUGUCCCCUCUGCCAGAGUGAAGAAGAAGAGUCAGGGCCGGAGGUUCAGUUGCUGCCCAAAGUUGCCAACGGUCAGGAUCAAGGUGUUCAAGGGCAGAGUGGAACCAGAGAGCCUCCCCGCUCAAAAGGAGCUGCCUUCGCAGCGUUUCAGCACCUCUCGAGUUGCGCUGUAUGAUGAUCAUGCUGUCCCAUUCAUUCCCCAACUUGAGGACGACCUGCCACCAGCACCUGCACAGGAGUCCCGUAAACGUCCCCUGUUUGUGAGAAUGUUCCGGGCCAUUUCCAGGGCCAUCUCAAAGCCAUUCAAGGGCUGUGCUUUUUGCAAGAAGAAUUAGGAAAGGGUUAGCCAUCAACAUCUAAUAAACAUAUUAGCACCAUUGAUUUGUGUGUCUGCAGUCAAAUUUAAUAGACUCUCUUGACAUGGCAUUUUAGCAGACCCUUAUCCAGAGCAACUAGGGUUAAGUGCCUAAGUCAGUUUGGAGAUACAAACCAGUGACCUUUUGGUUAUUGGCCCAACACUCUUAACCACUAGGCUACCUGCCACUGCAUGGGUUUUACCAUAUUGCUUAUUCUUUUUUGAUUCCUUCCUAUCUGCAAAGAGGUUGACCCAACUGAACAUUUCACACCAGAUUUCUAUGUUCCAUUUGCUGUUUUAAGUACAUGAUUUCAAUAUAUGUAAUAUACUUGCAAACUGAGAAGGCAUUUGACACCAGAUUUGUUUGUUUUGACCUUGGUGAAAAUGUGUUUAUAUGACAUUGCAGCACAAUAUUAAUAUAAUAAGUGUCUUUUUCAACACAUUUUGAUGCAUACAUUUCCAGUGGGGGGAGGGGUAUGGUUUGUGGCCCAUUAUAUUCUAUACAGCUCUUCGGGAGAGGUUGCCAAGGUCAAAGUAGAGCUAUUAUCAUCCUGCUGAUCAUACAGUAUUUGGAAUGAAGAAGGGUCCAUUAAUAGGGGCUAGGGUCAGCCUGAAACUGAGAGGUAUAUGUUGGUUGGGGGCCAAGGGUGGGCUUGAAAAUGGGCCAUUGACAGUUGCUAUUUAGAGCUUCUGCUUUCCCUAGCUCCUUCUGUCAAUUUACAUAAUCCCUCUGUCUCUCUUGCACCCCUUUGAUAGUUUGAUUUGUGAUCACCUCUGUAAAUCUCUUAUAUUUUUACAAAAUAAUUAUCUCAACUAUGGCCUAUGGAUGGAGGGGUACCAGGAGGGAAAUGUAAGAGAAUACAGAUGUGUAUUUGAAAAUAUAGAAAUGUUCCCAAUUCCAAUACUGUAUAUGAAGAUAAUAUGUUCCCAUUAUGCAUAAUCUUUUAUCUUUAUUUUGUAUGAUUUGUAUCUGUCUCUUGCCUGUCUCUCACAUACUUUCACACAUACCCAAUGAUUACACUAAUAUGUACACUCUCAAAGAAAACAUAAAUAAAUACAGAUUGAUGAGAUAGUUAGAAACAUUACAUUCAAAAUACAUUUAAACUUUUUGUCAAUGUCAAAGGCAAUAGCUUAAUAUCUUUCUACAACCCAUGGAGAACAGGGCGCAAGUAUUUUUGUGAGACCGUUUGUUUGUAAAGAGAGAAAAAAUACAAUUUAUUCCGAGUUCAGGGGUCAAGAAAAAGGAAUCACGUGAUAGUGAAUGUUGCACUAAGCCUGCGCUCAAACCACUGACUAAUAAAACACCU